Messenger RNA from Manis javanica (Malayan pangolin), 3702 nucleotides. Lineage: Eukaryota; Metazoa; Chordata; Mammalia; Pholidota; Manidae. The record is from RefSeq and is a predicted model, not a curated record.
CGCCAGGCCCGCGCCUGCCCCAGACCCUAUAAGGCCUGGGGGCUGAGAGCAGAGCCAGCUGCCAGCUGCACCACCCGUUGCUCUGCGGGAGUCUCCCACAGACCAGCUGCUUAAAAUAUUACCAUGUCUGCUGAAGAUGAAGGAGGCCGGGAUCCCCUUAAACCCAAGGGCAAGACUCUGGGAAGUUUCUUGGAGUCCCUGCCUGGCUUCAGUUCUGCCCGGAACCUGAUGGCCGGCGCCCAAGGCUCAGCGAGAGAGGCCCGGCCAGUCGCCGAUCCUACAGGGGCUUCCACCCAGCCCCAGGCGCAGGCAGCCACCGACCCGGAGCAGACGGCCAGUGGAGACAAGCUGUCACCACCUUCCGACAAGGUGAUCUCCGGGGCAAAGGACCUGGUGUACUCCAAGAUGACCAAGACCAAGGACGCCAUCUCCUCUGGGGUGGCAACCAUGGUGGACACAGCCAAAGGCGUGGUCCAGGGAGGCCUGGGAGUGACCCGCUCUGCGUUCACAGGCACCAAGGAGGCUGUGGCCAGCGGGGUCACGGGGGCAGUGGGUGUGGCCAAGGGGGCCGUCCAAGGGGGUCUGGACACCUCAAAGGCUGUCCUGACAGGUGCCAAGGACACCGUGUCCACAGGCCUCACUGGGGCACUGGGUAUGGCCAAGGGCACCGUCCAGACUGGCGUGGACACCACCAAGACUGUGCUGACCGGCACCAAGGACACCGUCUCCAGUGGGGUGACUGGAGCCGUUAAUGUGGCCAAAGGGGCCAUCCAGACGGGCGUGGACACCUCGAAGGCCAUCCUGACAGGCACCAAGGACACAGUGUCCACUGGCCUCACUGGGGCACUGGGUAUGGCCAAGGGCACCAUCCAGACGGGUGUGGACACCACCAAGACUGUGCUGACCGGCACCAAGGACACCGUCUCCAGUGGGGUGACCGGGGCUGUUAAUGUGGCCAAAGGGGCCGUCCAGACGGGCGUGGACACCUCGAAGGCCAUCUUGACAGGCACCAAGGACACAGUGUCCGCUGGCCUCACUGGGACACUGGGUAUGGCCAAGGGCACCAUCCAGACGGGCAUGGACACCACCAAGACUGUGCUGACCGGCACCAAGGACACCGUGUCCACAGGCCUCACUGGGGCACUGGGUAUGGCCAAGGGCACCAUCCAGACGGGCGUGGACACCACCAAGACUAGGUCCCCGGAUACUGUCUGUGCAGGCCUGCACCUUGCUGGGGAAGCCAGCAGUGGCGCCAAAGGCUUUGAGCCUGCCGCGACAACACUCAGCCAAGCGGCUCCCCUGGGCCGGGGGGAUGCAGGGCAUGUGGCCCCCACACCUGGCCAGGAAGGUGCCAUGGGCUUUGUGAUGCUCCAGGAUGAGUUGGAGGGGCUGGGGGACAUCUUCCACCCCAUGGACGCCGAGGAGCAAGCUCAGCUGGCUGCUUCUGAACCUGGGCCGAGGGUGCUCACAGCCGACCGUGCCAGCUAUUUUGUGCGUUUGGGUGACGUGGCGCCCCGCUUCCGCCAGCGGGCUUUUGAGCACGCCCUGAGCCACCUGCAGCACAGCCAGUUCCAGGCCAGGGCCACCCUGGCCCAGCUUGACGACUCCUUCGGGCUGGUGCCAGAUGCAGGGGCUCUGUCCAGGGCCUGCGGCCUCCUCCAGCAGCUCCACGUGGCUUGCAGCACCCUGGCCUACAGUCUCCAGGGCCUCCCGGCCGAGCUCCAGCAGCAGGUUGGGCGGGUGCGGCAAAGCAUCUGCGAGCUCUAUGGUGUCAUGUCCUCCGCAGGCUCCGCGGCAGAGCUGCCGGCUGAGCGCCUGGCCCAGGCCCGCGACAGCUUAGGCCGGGCAUGGGAGGGUCUGGAGCGGACGCUGGAAGGUGUGCAGCACCAGCCCCCACUCAGCUGGCUGGUGGGGCCCUUCGCCCUGGCCCCUGGCGGGCAGCAGCUGUAGGUCCCUGCAGUGGAGCCCUCCCCCUGGCCCCAGACCAGCUCCAGCUCCCCGCACCCUUCGUACUGGUGCUGGCCGGUGCCAGUGGGGACGUCAAGGACUUUCGAUUCAGCCAGGCCAUGUGCCUGGCUCGGGGCCGCCUGCACCAGCCACCCUGAGCAUGCUGGCCCUUCUCGAGGGCUGCAGAAGGCCAUCCAUCAUCUGAAGAACUUCCAUUCAGGGAGAAGUGGAAAUGUGCCUAAGCCUACAAAGUUCUCCAUUCAGCACUUUAUCUUUAGGGGUCUCUGCCCCACAGCCUGGGUCCUUUAGCUACCAGCUUAGCAGGAGGCUGCCUCCUCUGUCCCCACUCUGAAAGCAGCCCUGGCCCUCAGCAAACCACAUCCCCCUGCAGCAGAAUGUACCAGAAUGUGCCAGAACGCCACCAUCACUGUGAGGCAGCUCCCACCCACUGUCUCAGCUGGCAUCCGAUGGGCCAAGAGGGUCUAGGGGAAAAAGCCACAGCAGCCACCAAGGGGACCUUGCACUGGUCUGGCUUGAGAUCUGGAUCACAGCUUACAAGCCCCUUUCCGGCCUCCCCACUUGUGCCAAUCACAGAGAUUGCCCCGGGGCUAAGGCUCUGUGGUUCCUGGGGGCACCUGGGCCCAGAGGCUGCUGAUGAAGGACUAAAAGGGCUUCCCACAGGGGAUGGGGCCCUAGGGGGCAUGUGGCAAACAUGGUCCUGCUCCCCAGCUCUCCCUGGGUCACCAGUGCAGCCCUGCGAGGUGGCUAUACCAGGGGCCUUGCCUGCCCUCCAGCCGGGGGGGAUGCAGCAGCCAAGCCUUGUCAAGCCCACAGCCCACAUCUGUUUGUCUCCCUGGCUGGGGGCCUCCAGCACCCCCCACUGUGCCCCCUUCACAGAAGUGGUGCUCUGAGCUCCAGGUCGGAUGGGCCAGUUCUCCCGAGGGUCACCGCAGCCCCCAGGAGCCAGGCACCCACGGAGUUGGCCAUGGAGACACGGGAGAUGAGUAAGGGGACAGCUCCAGUCUAUCCAUUUUCAGUAUCCACCAAAGGACAUCAGAAGCGGUCACACUGUGGCCAUUCACAAAAACAGCGUGGUGACCUGGCCUCGUCUGGCCAAACCAAAUGGGGGGUGCCCAGCUGUGGGACUCCCACACCACACCCUGGCCUCUCCCCCAGCUGGGGCAGCAGGACUCGGCUGUGGGCAGGCCAGGGGACACACAGUGCCCACUAUUGUCUAACAAACAAACUGCCAUGUGCAGGCGUCGCCUGGCUGGGGUCAUCCCCCACACGGGUGAGGAAAGGCAAGGGGGUGGGAGUGACAUGUGCCUAGGGUCACACAGCUAGCCUGUGCCUGGGACUCAUGCCCCUUCAGAGUUAAGGACGACAGAGCCCCUAGCAUGCUCCCUGCUUGAGGGCCCGGAUGCCCGGAGCUGGUGCUGCUAGGGACUCUGGGUCUUGCCUCGGGGGUCAAUGGGAACAGGAAACAUGCGAGUGGGUGGCGGAGGCAGCAGUUUCCAGGGAAGCGUGGCCUUGCCCGCACUGGGCACUGGGCUGCCACGCAUCUCAGCUCCACUGUCCUUCAUGGUCAGCCCUGCAGGGCAGGCCAGGCUGGGCCCAGCACUGUUAGAACCAAGUUCACAUCUGCUCUUAAUCAUGACACUGUGGCUUUAAACUGUCCCCGGACGGGUCCCUGACAGCUGCCUAUUGCUUCCCAGCUCUGGCCCAGCUGCACCCAUAACAAGAGAAAACCAACCA